This is a messenger RNA of Pecten maximus, 757 nucleotides long. RefSeq names its product DNL-type zinc finger protein-like. Gene Ontology annotation, biological process: protein stabilization; protein folding; protein import into mitochondrial matrix. The record is from RefSeq and is a predicted model, not a curated record. Gene Ontology annotation, cellular component: mitochondrion. The coding region runs from base 41 to 622 and encodes 193 amino acids. The transcript is spliced from 2 exons. Gene Ontology annotation, molecular function: protein-folding chaperone binding; zinc ion binding. Lineage: Eukaryota; Metazoa; Mollusca; Bivalvia; Pectinida; Pectinidae.
AGCACAUGUGUCCGUUAAAAAGAAAACAAUCGUUGUGGUGAUGUCUCGAUUAUUGCUUCAGUGUUUACGACACAUACAUAAUGCUGGUGACACGCAGUUACAUUCGCGUGUAUAUAGAGGUAAACAUUUGUUAUCGAACUCAUUGAACACACUUUCUGGGUGUUAUAGGGAAAGACUCAACAAAUUAUGUAAGUUGCAUCAGAACACAGACCUCAUUCGUGGAUGUGUUAACGCAAACCCAUGUACCUCUCUACAAAUUAGACGAUUGUCAUCCAGCUGUGUGUACCGGAAAGACGAAAAAACAUCUUUCCAUGAUAAAGGGACAUCUUCAUUGGGACAAAUACAAGGAAAACUCCUAAUAAAGUAUACGUGUAAAGUAUGUAGUACAAAAAUGCAACACACGUUCUCAAAACAUUCAUAUCAGAAAGGAGUUGUCAUCGUGACGUGUUCGGGAUGUAACAAUCACCAUUUACUCGCUGACAACCUCGGCUGGUUUCAGGAUGUUGGUAAAAGAAACAUAGAAGAAAUAUUAGCGGAGAAGGGAGAGAAAGUGAGGAGGCUAUCAGCAGAUGGCAGUUCCAUAGAAGUCAAUUCGUCAGAAUUAGAAAAUGGAGACAGAUGAAUUCACCAGAUAGAUCGGAUAUGUGAUGUGAAUAUGACAAAAGUUGUUGAUACACUUAAUAAAUUAUAUAACAACUUUUAAUUUGUACAAUGUAUAUUUUUUGUAUGAAAAAAUAAAAUGCUUACAUAUUGUGUU